Molecule: messenger RNA, 999 nt
Organism: Penicillium nucicola
Lineage: Eukaryota; Fungi; Ascomycota; Eurotiomycetes; Eurotiales; Aspergillaceae
Product: NmrA-like family protein
Exons: 4
Coding region: 1-999 (332 amino acids)
Source: RefSeq, a predicted model, not a curated record
AUGUCGCGACUGAUUGUGAUUCUUGGUGUGACCGGUGUGCAAGGAAGCUCCGUGGCCGACACCUACCUUCAAAGUACCGGUUGGAAGAUUCGCGGUGUGACUCGGAACCCUGCAUCGGACAGCGCAAAAGAAUGGGCAGCAAAGGGGAUUGAAAUCGUCAAAGGCGACCUUGAUGAUGUGGAAUCUUUGAAGCAAGCAUUUGUGGGAGCACACAUUAUAUUCGGUGUCACCGACUUCUGGACAAUCUUCAAAGAUCCAGAGAGCCAGAAAAAGAAGAAGCCCGAUCAAGAGCUUGUUGAAUACUGCUACGAUGUGGAGCUACAGCAGGGAAAGAACAUUGCCGAUGCUGCGGCGACUGUUCCCGGCCUAUUCCGCUAUAUCUUUAGCUCAAUGGCCCACGCAGGAACCUCCAGCAACGGGAAAUUCGAUAAAAUCUAUCACAUGGACUCCAAAGCCGACGCGGUUCUCUAUGCCCAAAGCCUUUCAGCCCUCGCUGGAAAGUUUUCGCAAGUUCAGGCCCCCAUAUAUUUCCAGCUUCCUUGGCAAUGGGGACUUCCUACAACUCCGAAGAAGACACAUGACGGCAGCUGGCGGAUGGCCGGCAUCGGACCAGGUGAUAAAGGCAUUCCGUUCGGAGACGUCCGCAAAGAUCUAGGUCCCUGCGUCAAGGCAGUUGCUGAAACUGAGCCCAAUGUUAACUUAUUUGCCGUUGGACAAUAUGUGUCAUGGUCAGAUUAUCUCCAAACCUUUUGUGAAACCCAAGGCUUGAAGUAUGGUGGUUAUGAUGCACUUUCUUACGACAAGUUCUGCGAGCUGCUUCCCGGCGGUCUUGGUCACGAGUUCGCCCACAAUGUUAUGUUUGCGCUGGAGUUUGGUUACGAAGGAAUUGACCCUACAGUAGUAAGACCUGAACAGUUGGGUCUGAAGAUGACUUCGUUCCGUGAGUAUUGCCAGGAGACUGAUUUCACGGCAUUGAGAGGAGAUGAAAACGACGUCUAA